AUGUGCGCCAGGAAGUUAAAGUAUUCUUCGGGCGACGAGUUACCUGUAAGUAUGGUUAGCGCAGGCACAGCCAAUACACGGAGACUAACGCAACAGCAGCUAUUUGCAACACCUGAGGAGGCUAUGCGCGAAGGGAACCGACAGGAAGAGGAGCGGAGACGACGGCAGGCGGCCGAGUAUCAGGCGAAUAAGUACGGGCCGGGCUACGGCGGCGGGCCCGGGGACGGCGGCGGGCGCAUGUACGAGCAGGGUGGGUAUGCGGCUGGAGGGGGGUACGGAGGCCGCAUGCCGCAGAACCAGUAUGGAUAUGGGUACCAGGGCGCGGCGCGGCCGGCAGCGCCUGGGGCGCCGGUGGGGCCCCCGCGGACGGGCUACUCGGGCUCGUCUGGCAGCGCGACGCCGAUGGCGGUUCCGCAGCAGCAGUAUCCGCGCCCGGACAACUCGUUUGUGAACCACUCGCCCACACGUAUGGGGAACAUCAGGCCCCAGUCGCAGCCCCAGGCACAUGUACAGCCACCCAUGCAGCAGCACCGCCCGCUUUCACAGGUGUACUCGCAGUCGCCCGCCAUGGCGUCGGGCCAUGCGCCCGUGUCCGGGCACGCAUCAGCCCCGAUGCACCCAUCGGGGCAGAUGGGCGCAGCUGGUCCAAUGACGGCGCCCUCAAUGCAGAACAACGCGCCGGUGCAUAGUAUGCCGCCCAGCAUGGGCCACCCUGGACCUCGCAGCCACCAGUCGUCAAUUGGACACACUGCGCCACAAAGUCACCAGUCGUCCAUGGGUCACUCUGCGGCACAGAACCAUGCCGCUCCCAUGGGCCAUGGCAUGGCUCCUGUACAGAGCCACGCGUCUUCGCAGAGCCACGGCACAUCUCGUACACAUAGUAGUUCGCCUGCGCAUGGCGUUGGGCAGCUUCAGGGAAAUCCUCCUCGCGUUCCACAGGCCCCGCCUGGCCUGCCGGGCCACGGGAAGCCAAUACCACCGAGCGCACAGAGCUAUAAUUUGCCUGCAAGGCCGCAGCCAGCUCAGCAGCCUCACCCGAACCAUACCCAAGCCAAGCCCGCCACCGUUCCUAAUGAAGACCCCGAUGCUAUAACAGCAAAGAAAUUAUUCAUGAAUCACGACGUCCGGAAGAUGGAGCGUCUCACAGCAGAGGAGCUACAGCAUCUGCUACAGAAUGAUGACAAUUCGCAGUUCUGCAUGAGUUCGGUGGACGCGCUAAUUAGCCUGUUUGGCGCGACGCGCUUUGGUACCGUAAACUUGUCUGAGUUUACUUCGUUAUACAAGCGCGUGAAGAAGUGGCGCAUGAUAUAUGUGGACAAUGAUAUUAACGGUUCGUUCACGCUUUCCGCUACGGAGUUUCAUAACUCUUUACAGGAGCUUGGGUACCUUGUGCCGUUCGAAGUCAGCGAGAAGCUCUUCGAUCAGUACGCAGAAUUUAUGAACAAUCAAAACUCUAAGGAACUAAAAUUCGACAAGUUUGUCGAGUCGCUUGUAUGGUUGAUGAGGUUAACCAAGGUUUUUAGGAACUACGAUGAGCACCAGGAUGGUAUCGCUACAAUUCAUUUUAAGGAUUUUAUAGAUACGUCUUUGUAUUUGGGGAAGUUUUUGCCCCGGUAA
Messenger RNA from Eremothecium gossypii ATCC 10895, 1617 nucleotides. It is a transcript of the gene PEF1, whose product is annotated as Pef1p. The record is from RefSeq and is marked provisional. The transcript has a single exon. Bases 1 to 1617 code for a protein of 538 amino acids. NCBI's taxonomy places the organism in Eukaryota, Fungi, Ascomycota, Saccharomycetes, Saccharomycetales, Saccharomycetaceae.